Acanthopagrus latus (yellowfin seabream) is the source of this 7273-nucleotide messenger RNA. It is a transcript of the gene rxraa, whose product is annotated as retinoid X receptor, alpha a. Gene Ontology annotation, cellular component: RNA polymerase II transcription regulator complex; nucleus. The transcript is spliced from 10 exons. The coding region runs from base 369 to 1685 and encodes 438 amino acids. Gene Ontology annotation, molecular function: nuclear steroid receptor activity; retinoic acid-responsive element binding; nuclear receptor activity. Gene Ontology annotation, biological process: response to retinoic acid; cell differentiation; positive regulation of transcription by RNA polymerase II. Lineage: Eukaryota; Metazoa; Chordata; Actinopteri; Spariformes; Sparidae. The record is from RefSeq and is a predicted model, not a curated record.
AUAAAAGAAGCUCUUUGAAAAAAGAAGAGGGGUCCCUUUUCUGUGAUGUGCUGACGAGACAGAAGUAACAGAGGGACAAAGGAGGCAAAUGGAAGCACCGGCAGAGAUUAUUGUAAAUAAAAAGUAUGAGGGAGUGAAAGGAGGUGUUGAAAGAUGACACAAAAGGGUAGGGGGGUUAUCAGCACACACACAAUCCUGCUGUCGCCGAAUUCACAGUGACACACCACGCUACCCCCCUUCUCUGCUGGCACUCCUGCCUGUCCCAUAUCUUCUGCGUUGACAGCUGAUUGGAAGAUGGCCCACACAGCCGAGACUCGUCGGGCCAGGUGACCUCCUCGCCACUGGGCUCACCCACAUCCCAUCGGGGAAUGCACCCGUCCCUGCUCAGCCCGACGUCCAUGGGGCCCUCCGGCUCCCUUCACUCUCCCAUCAGCACGCUGAGCUCGCCCAUGAACGGCCUGGCCUCACCCUUUUCUGUAAUCAGUUCGCCCAUGGGUCCCCACUCCAUGAACUCGCCCGGCAUGGGUUACGGCCCCAGUGUCAGCCCCCAGAUGUUCCAGCUGAACUCUCCAAUGAACUCAGUCAGCAGCACGGAGGACAUCAAGCCCCCGCUGGGCCUCAAUGGUGUGAUGAAGGUGCCCGCCCAGCCCUCAGGCACGGCCUUGUCGCUCACCAAACACAUCUGCGCCAUCUGUGGUGACCGCUCCUCAGGUAAACACUAUGGAGUAUACAGCUGUGAAGGCUGCAAAGGUUUCUUCAAAAGGACGGUGCGCAAAGACCUGACCUACACCUGUCGCGACAACAAGGACUGUGUCAUCGAUAAACGCCAGAGGAACCGCUGCCAGUACUGCCGCUACCAGAAGUGUUUAGCCAUGGGCAUGAAGAGAGAAGUUUUGUUACAUGCAGCCGUUCAGGAGGAGCGCCAGCGAGCCAAGGAUAGAAAUGAGAACGAGGUGGAGUCGACCAGCUGUGCCAAUGAGGACAUGCCCGUGGAGAAGAUUCUGGAGGCGGAGCAGGCGGUGGAACCCAAAACCGAGACCUACAUUGAGACCAACCUUGGUGUGCCAUCCAACUCGCCCAACGACCCAGUGACAAAUAUCUGUCAGGCGGCUGACAAACAGCUCUUCACCCUAGUGGAAUGGGCCAAGAGGAUCCCCCACUUCUCUGAGCUGCCACUGGACGACCAGGUCAUCCUUCUACGAGCAGGUUGGAAUGAACUCCUCAUUGCAUCAUUUUCGCACCGUUCGAUAGCAAUUAAAGACGGGAUUCUGCUGGCGACCGGGCUGCACGUGCACCGCAACAGCGCCCACAGUGCCGGAGUGGGAGCCAUCUUUGACAGAGUGCUCACAGAGCUGGUGUCAAAGAUGAGGGACAUGCAGAUGGAUAAGACAGAACUGGGGUGCCUUCGAGCUAUAGUCCUUUUCAACCCAGACUCUAAAGGUCUGUCCAACCCCAGCGAGGUAGAAGCUCUGAGAGAGAAAGUGUACGCAUCUUUAGAGGCCUACUGCAAACAGAAGUACCCCGAGCAGCCUGGCAGAUUUGCCAAGCUGUUGCUGCGGUUACCGGCGCUGCGCUCCAUCGGCCUCAAGUGUCUGGAGCACUUGUUCUUCUUCAAGCUCAUCGGCGACACGCCCAUCGACACCUUCCUCAUGGAGAUGCUAGAAGCCCCUCAUCAAAUGACAUAAUAGCAGAGAGGGUUGAGCUUCUCCUCCUCCCUCCCUCCCUCCCUCCGCCUCCCCGGCCUCCCGCUCAGCCUUGGAUCGGGGUUCCUUUUUUUCUCAAAUCCCUUCUCCAGCGAGGGAAAGAUCACGUGAUGACUUUGAAUGGAGAACCUCUUCCCUUCCUCCCACCGUCCCUCCAUCCCUCCGUCCCCCUCUGUCCCUCCUCUCCUCGGCUCCCUUUGAUGUGUUUUUCAAAAACAAUGAAUUCAUCAUGUCUAUUGGUCUGUUUUAUACCUUGUAAAAUUAUAUAAAUAAGAAAUAUAUAUAUAUAUAUGAAAAUCACACGGCAACACGAGUGACAACAGUGGACUGAAAUAAGGUCGGACAGAGGACAAGAGAAACGUAUUGAGCCAUCGUUUUGAUCCUCGCCAUCCCUGCAUCUUGACGGGGGAAAAAAAAAAAAAAGGCAGAGAUGAUCAGGUUUUAACACCCACAGUUAUGCUUGCAGGUAUGUUGACAGAAAAAAAAAAAAAAAAAAAAAGCAUUGAUGUCAUAUUUGGACACUCAGCGUUGUGAUCAGGACAAUCGUGGACUGGGAGAGCCUCAGGCUGUCUACACUUGGACCUGAGCUCUCUCUCUCUCUCUCUCUCUCUCUUUCUCUUUCUCUCUCUCUCUCUCUCUCUCUCUGUCUCUCUCUUUCAGGAUUGAACUCACUUCGGGGAGGGGAGGGAACAGCGGUGGUGGGGUUGUGGGGUGGGGGGUGGUGGCAGAACGUCUGCUUAAAGGAACUCCUGCCUGACUCGACUGAACACGUCAGGUCUUGCACUAGCUGUUUUUCGAAGUGUGAGCUUUUCUGGAGUAGAACUCAGAGGUGGGUUAACAAGACUGCAAGUGCUCGGAAAAGAAAAAAGAAAAGAAAAAAACAGAACACCUCAGGUCUCUGCCCAAUUCAAACAAAUCCAACCAUGUCUUACUCUGUUAGCACUGUGCAGCAUCGGGGAGGACGAUGUAGAAGUUGAUGUCAACCUGUGGAUGGAGGGUUGGGAGAGCUUCUUGUAUACAAUCUUUGCGGCCCUUGUUCGCAGGGCUGCCGCGGUUUGGCCGCAACGUUAGCUUUACGCUGCAGGAUGCUCUGAACGGCUACCAGCAGGCACCAGAGCGGACUUUUUUCGUCAUCCUGUUUCAAACAGUCGGCCUCUGAUUCAACCUCGACAGACUUGGGCGGCAGGAAAGCGAGCGCACAGUCUCAUCGGCCGGCCUCUGAGCUCCUUUUCUUUUCCCCCCGUCCCUCUUCCGGCCUCUCCACUUCUCGUUUCAUGUGAAUUUCAGCACACCAUUUACACCUCCACACUCAGAUAUCCCUCCGCUCAACGCAGAGGGUGUUAGCUUUUAUUUUAUUUUUUUUUUUGUUCUUCAAAAACACCUCAUAUCUACCUGUACAGUAGGUUACAACCAUAUACAGUAUUGACGUUGUUUUCAGUUGUGAUCUUAACGGCAGCGACGCACAAUUACCUCUGUUUCCAUCCCUCUGACCUUCAGUUCUCCACACUCAUUUAACUAUUUUAACAGUAUGCAGGAGAAGCGCUCGUCAUCGCAGCAGAGCCAUUAUUUGUUUAUUUGUUUGUUACUUGGCACUUAACCUCAUGACAGCGGAGUCGGGUUCCUAAACGGAGAGCUGCUGUUGAUGUACUCGACCUCUGAGUUGGAUUUUUUUGGCCCGAGCCCAAUCAGGACCGCCCCAAUUGUUUUUUUCCUCCUCAGAGGGACACACACUUGCUCUCCCUGCACUUCUCUGGACAAACCAAGUGUCAUUCAAGUCGGACUGAAAUGUUAAAUAUCUCCAUGUUGUGUGUAAUGAUGCUUUACGCCCCGUAUUCUGCUUUUAUUCCCCUCCUCUCUCUUUCUCUAAAUGCUGCAGCUGCUGCAAUACUAUGCAUCGAGUGCAUUUCCAAAGAUUGUCCACAGAGCGGGUGCAUAUUGGCAUGGCUUAAACAGGUCUGAUACUUUUCGAAACAAGUGUUAAAAGUGUAGGUCUGCUGUAACAUUUUCCUGGACUGGAGUACUGUUUUUUUCCCCACUAGUCAUAUUUGAUUGAGUCAUUCUGUACCAGCUCAUUCACCCUGGACUGACUGAACACAAACAGCUAUCAGGCCUCAUUUUAAGGUGUUUAAUGAAAAAAAGGGUGGAGCGUAGCAGAGUUUAAGGUCAUGUUAAACAGUAGAUAAUUGCUGUGCAUGAUAUAAGACAAGGUCUUAAAGAAAAUGAAUAUAUCAGCAUAUUCAACACUUUUUCAUAAGCACCUUGACACUAUCUGCAAGUGAAAGGGAAAAAAAAAUCCCUGAGCUGAUAAACUUAGAUCGUUAGAUCUGUGAGGUGUAUGGAGUCCUGAGUGUGCCACUUCAAUCGUCAUUUGUUGUGUUUUUUUGUUUGGUUUUGUUUGUUUUUUUUUUUAUCAUCAAUUCCUGCAUUUAGAUUUGCAUUUCAGUUGUUCAUGGGAAACCAUUCAAAACAAAUGUAAAAAAGUAGGGCUGUCAAUUACAAUUUUUUAUCUGUUCUAAAUUAACCUUAAAGGAAUAUUCUUUCUAGUUCUUAAUACUCUUAUCAACAUGGGAGUGGACAAAUAUGCUUGCUUUAUGCAAAUGUAGGUUUAUUAUCAUUGCAACAAUCCAAAACAAAACAAAACAAAAAAAAAACCAGCAAUCCAAGACAAAUACUGUCCCAGAAUAUUCUCCAGAAUAACCUCAAAGGCACAGUGUACUGAAAAAAUAUGCUGAAAUAAGGUUAAUUUAACAGUGUCAAUCGACCUGCAAGCUGCAGCUACCCAUUUAGUUAUCACUGUUGAAGGUUUGUCUCAUGUAGUUGUCCAGGAGUCUCCUUUGAAAACUAUCUACCUGAGGUGGAGGAGGGCUCUCUGCAUCAGCUGUACGCUUGGCCAGCAAGCGGUAUUUGAGACUUGACGUACUGCAAACUCAGUUCACAUCGACGGUGAAUGCAAAUAGAUUUGUUCUUGUCUUGAGAACCAUCUAGCAGGGCUUUAAAGCUGAACUGGCCUUUCAAAAGACCCUUUACUUUAUCCAUUUCUGCUCAGGCUCAGGUUUGUUUCUGAGGAAUUUGAUUUAAUGCUUUUCAUUUUAUAAAACUAACUUUGACAGCCCUAAUAAAAAGUACUUUAAGUAAUUUAGCCAACUAAAAUGGCACUUAGUAGAGUGUAUACCUCCACCAACCCCCAACGGUCUCCUUUUGUUCUCACUCACUGACACCAGCCACCAGUGAUUUCUUUUCAUCACACAUUAUUCCAAGAAAAAUAAAAUAAAAUCAACACCCAGAAAUCCUGGAUCCUUUAUCCAGAUGUGCACCAAAAUAAAGGGGGUCUAUUGUGGGCUGAGACCCAUUCUCCAUCCAAGUUUUGUGAAAAUGCGUUUGGCAGUUUUUGUGUAAUACUGAUCACAAACCGACCAACCAGCAAACAACUAAUGGACAUGGGUGGAAACAUAACCUCCUUGGCGGUGCUAAGUAAUAACUCUGUUUCUGUAGUUUUCAUUGUGUGAUUGCCUUCAUUUAAAGCAUCACUUAAAAAAUGAGAUGGACUCAGACAGAAGCAACAGGAGGACUUAUAAGCCAGCUGUUGGCAUUUCAUACAUCCUCGUGUUUUCAGUUUGUCACCAUAUUAAUUGAGAACAAUUAAGUCUAAUAAUCUGAUUACAGUGGCACCAUCAGGACUCUAAACUGUUGAACCCAACCAUGACACCAGCGUUUCGAUGACCGUGUGUCAAUGUUUCAUCGUGAUUGGGUCCAGGUUCACCAAAUGGCCUCCAGUGGAGGGAAAUCUUUGCAGAUGUUAGUCCACCCACAGGAAACUGAUCCCAAUGAUCUCUGUCAUUAUGAAGAAAAACGCAAAGAGUCGGUUGAGAUGUCGCCUCUGUAAUGUCACAUAUUGUACACUUGAACUACAACAUUUACUUUCCAGUCAGGGAGCAGUUUGGGUGAGACGGAACGAGGGGUUGAGCGGCUGUUCGAGAGCAGAGAGCUCCCUCUAGUGGAAGAGAGGCAGCGCUGCAACAUUACUUGAAUUUUUUUCUACAAGUAUUUAAUGAGACAAAAAAAAUAAAGAAGGCACUUUUUCUCACAGCGCUAUCAUCGAUGUUCCGCUUGAUCAGACCAAACCUCAGUAUCUGUGCAUUUUCAGACUGUAAGAAGUAGCAAUAACUUCAGUAUGACCUAUUGGCUCAGUGUUUGGUUAUUACUCGACAGUGUCAUCGAGGUAGCCUGCAUUAUUACCAAUUAUCCAGGUGACAGUAUUGACUGCCAGUUUGCAGCUGUUUACAGUGUUUAUAUCCUGGAAAAGUUAGUUGUGCUAGUUUGGUCUAACAAGAAUUUGUUAUUUGCAUUUUUCAACUUAAGCUGUGUGGCAAGAGAAGAUUUUUUUUCUGUAAAAAUACAGGCUAGAUUUGAUUCUUUUUUUUCUAAAUGGAAUGUCACUGAUUUUAAUCAUGAAAAGCAGAUAUUUUCCAACUGGGUGACCCAACUCUAAAGAAAUCAAUCUCCCCCCGACUCCUGAAGUCUGACGUCUCCUCCUCUGAGUUUACUGUGACCGGUGACCGCAGGUAUCUUAAGCCAUAAAGUGGAUGACGUGCGAGCUCACUCCCCCCGCAGGAAAUGAACAGACAAGGAUCACCCACGCAGAAUGAUUACCUUCACGAAUGCUUUAUAACAUAAAGCGCUAUUUUGUUAAUAUGUAUAUGUGUAUAUAUUUAUAAAUAUAUAUCGACAGAUCUGCUCCUUGAGUAUCUCCAACAGUCGAAAGAGGGAGACAAGUCUUUCAGACCAAAAUUGUUCCACGACUCAGAGUUUUAUUACUGAGGGGUUUUUUUGUUUGUUUUUUUCGACCUUGACUUUAUAAAAAUCAAUCCCUGAUCAACCAGCAGAAUCGCAGCAGCUCUGAACUCAAAGGAACCAGCUUCUUUCUCGGCAGUUUAUGGGACCUCAGAAAAAGAGAAAAAAAAAAGAAAAAAAAAAAAAGAACAAGAAGAGAAAAAACAAAAAAUCAUGGGAGAGGAAAAAAAAAUAAAGGUUAAGACUUUAAACCCUCCAAAAUGUAUGUGUUGCUUGGCAAUUGUAUGUUCAAAAAGUGUAAUCAGGAAAAAGCUGAGCUUGUGACACAAUCACUGCUUUCUUUGUUGCAUAGACAGUAAAAUGUUCAAGUGGAAAAAAAAAGAAAAAGAAACAAAAAAAACACUUGGAAAAAAGAUCUAUUUUUGUACAAAGGUAAUUUUAUCCCUUGCUUGUGUACUCUGUUCUUUCCCCCUUUCUUCUGUGGGCCGUCAUAUACGUUGUGGAAAAAGCUUAUUCAACAAGACAAUUUUCAGAUUGAAAAUUUUUUAAAAAGGUGAGAGGAGUUAGUCGGCUUUGGCACCUUGGUAACUGUGUCGCCUUUACUUUGCCAUUUUCAACCCGUCGCCGCAAAAGACGGGAAUGUCUUCUUUCAUUAUAUUUUUGUCUAUUUUUAAAAAAGGAGAUGGAAUUUUUGUCAUCUGUUCUUUGUGGGUUGUUCUCUGAUGUUCUAUCUUUCAUGGACAGAAAAAAAGGUUAUUAAAAAACUUAAAGUGACUGAU